AAUUCCUCUCUCCCUGUUCCCACAAAUCCCACUCUUUUUUCGGAUUUUCCUCUCGAUUCGAACUCCAUUCAAGAAAAGCAUCAAAACCCAGCAAAAUUUUUACUCUCUAGGUUAAAAUUAUUCGCUGAAAAUCCCUAAAUUUACCUUCUCCACCCAAAUUUAACCAUUUCCUUUCACCCCCAUCAGCAUAUUCACAAAACCCAGUUCUCUUCAAUUCCCCACUGUGUCCCUCUCUUCUCCCUUUUUCCGCUUCCAUAAUUCUCUCUGCGCAGAGGGACUUGGAAAACUUAAAAACAAAGUCCAAAACCCAUUUGUAUAUUUUCAUGUUUAGUGUACCAAUUGUUGUUAGAGUAUUACGAGUAUCUGAUUAUGCCCUUUUCACCUUUUUUGCAGCUUCUUAUUGUUCAGUAUUGUUGUUAUCAUUCUUGUUGCUCUGAAAAACCCGGCUUUCUUGUUGCCCUUUUGUUUCGAUACGAGUAUUCUCGGUUUUACUUCAAUGCAAGCCCUUGAUCUCCCAUGUAACCCUUGCGUAGACGCUCCUGCCCCCGAUCCCUCCGCCAUGCCUGAGCACAACUCGCCGAUCGAGUCCCCUAAACACCACUCCUCCAAAGACCCCGGGAAUGAAAGAACCCAUGUCGAAAGUAACACCAAGAAUGAGAAUAGUGUAAAGAAUAGCAGUGUUAGUAAAAACAAUGAUAGUAAUAGUGUAGUGGUUAGGAGGGAGAGGCCGUCGAGGGCGUGCACACAGCGAGCUGCAGCGAGGAUGCAGGCGGCUGCUGAGGCAGAGGCUGCAAUGGCGGAGGUGGAGAGGAAGAAGAAGAAGACUAGAAAGAGGGAAAGAUUGGCAGCGAGGCUGUUAAGGGAGGAGUCUGAGGAGGAGGAGUUGGAAGAGGAGGAAGUGAAGGAGGAGGAGAAUGGGUCUCCUUCAUCACGCUUGCAAUGCAGUAAGAUAGUAACGCCGUUGGUUGGAGAGUUGGAACCGUCGCAGUUGCCGCGCUGGGAUAUACGGUCCAUGUGGCAGUUGGCUUCUAUUCUCAAUUUCUUGAAUGUGUUUAGGCCCUUACUGAAUAUUAAAGUGGAGUUUUCUGCGGAGGAGUUUGAAACAGCUUUGAUUACUCCGAAUAGUACUUUGGGGGAUGUACAUAUGCCUCUGUUAAAGGCAAUUCCUCCUGUCACUAGAAUGGCUCUCAGCCACAGUACUUGGGUGACAGUUUUGUGCAGAAAAUUGAGAGAUUGGUGGCACUGGGUUGCUGAAGGAGAUAUACCCAUAGUUGCAUCACAUGGGGCUGAGGUUGAAGCAUACAAUACACUGGAUCCUGGGGUUAGAGUGGUGAUUCUGAAGGCAUUAUGUGAUAUCCGUGUUGAGCAAGAAGAUAUAAGGAGCUAUAUAGAGGACUCAAUAAAACAUGGUGUUCACCUUUCUGCAUUUCGCAAAGAACGUAUAGGUGGUGAUUCUCAUGGGGUCUCAUAUUGGUAUGAAGAUGAUCCCAUCAUUGGCCAUCGUCUGUACCGAGAGAUUAGGAAAGUUGAGGUGAAAAAAGGAAAAGGGAAGAAUAUUCCACCAAUUCCUCAUUCGUCUUACCAGUGGGAAGCAGUUGCAACUAAUUUUGAUGAAUUCUUGGAUGUUUCUGAGAAGCUGUUUUCAAGUAAAAAUAGAACAGAGGUUUCCGUUGGGAAGAAACUGAAAAACGACAUGCUUCCUGAAAUUGAGAAGGUCCACAAGAGGAAGGAGAAACUGCUAAAGAAACAGCAUAGACAAGCACUCAUGCUUGAUAGCAUGAUGAAUAUCGAUGGUCUUGGUGCUGGACGCUCUCUUCGCGAUAGGAAGCCCGUCACUUAUACUUUUGAUGAUUAUGAUCGAUCAAUUAAUGAGGCUUUAAAGGUCACCAAGAAAAGACAGCCAUCCCCAGAACCUUUUGAAAGAAGAGAUCCUCUUGUGAAACAGGAAGUUUCUACAAACGGUAGAUGGGGUGGCCCUUCACAAUACUCUCGACACGACUCUUUUAGUGCUCCGUCUCCAAAAUCACCCGACAAUGAUGAAUUGAAUGAUGAUCAGAAAACUGAGACAUUGGACCGCAGCAACCGCCGGAGGCAGAGGCCUCAGAGAUAUUCGGUGAAAGAGUAUGUCGAGGCUGUCUCAGAUAAUGAGGCAGAUUUUGACAGUGAUGAUGAUAUAGUUGGUGAAGUUGUAUAUGAUGAUGAAUACCUAAGGAGAAGGAAACAGAGGAGAAAAACAUCAAGUAGUUCAGAAGGCGAUGAGGAGUACCACUGGGAUGAAGAAAAUACUGAAGAGGAGGAAGAGGAAGAAGAUGAUGAUUCCUUAAGUACGAGUGUCGAGAGUGACAAGCCCCAUAGAUUAAAAAGAUUGCCAGGUCGCACUAGGAGGGAAACUAAACUGAGGUCGGUUGACGACCUCCAGUCGGGUCUUAGGCGCAGUAAAAGGGCAACCAGAAAUCGCAUCAACUAUAGGCAAUACGAGAUGUCUGAAUCAGAAACCGAAUUGAUGAAGCCAGAGAAGUCAAAUGCAUUACAUGAGUACUCUGACGAGAGUGAUAAUGCAGAGUUAUCGACGGGUAGCCAAGAUUCUGAGGAGAAAAUAAAUAAGCAGGAGAUCCAUGCCAAUGAACCUCCUGAGGAGUGUCCGGAGAUGGUUGACAAAAAGCAAACCAACCCUCCAGAACAAUCAAAUAACAGAGAAGAAGCAGCUGAUGGUGUUAGAGAAAGACAUUUUCUUGAUCUAAACGAGCUUGCUCCUGGUUCUGGAUUCGAUGAUGGUCCCACCUCGAUGAGAGACGAAGAUACGGAUGACUUGUAAAGUUUCUCUUCCACCAACAGCGCAGGUAUUUUCCCCUUGGUUAGCUGACUUGUACCAUAUUAUGUGGUAACACUCCAUGAAGGAAGUGGCUGUGAGGGCAUUCUUCCUUGCAAAGUUUUAAGUAAGAUCCUAAUAUUUUCCUGCAUUAAGCAGCAUGAUUUUGAGAAAGUUAUGUAGAUGUAGUCGAUUUUUUAGUAUGCCUACUUUAGGGAGAAACAAGGGAAAAAAAAACAUGAAAUGAGAUAUGGAUGGGAAAUUUGUUAGAGUAUUUGCUCUUCUGAUCUAAAAGCCAUUGUACAAUAACCUUUUAACUGAUAAUUUGUAGUGUAAGUUCUCUGUUAGAUUCUAUGGACUUUUCGUCCUAA
Messenger RNA from Sesamum indicum (sesame), 3180 nucleotides. Its product is annotated as DDT domain-containing protein DDR4. NCBI's taxonomy places the organism in Eukaryota, Viridiplantae, Streptophyta, Magnoliopsida, Lamiales, Pedaliaceae. Gene Ontology annotation, cellular component: RSF complex. The record is from RefSeq and is a predicted model, not a curated record. Gene Ontology annotation, biological process: regulation of DNA-templated transcription.